CGUAUCGCGCACCUGAUUGGCUCCUCAACCGGAAGUAAACAUCAUGUGACGUUGCAAAUCAGCUGAUCCUCCGUAGACAUCUUUACGAGUCACGACUGCGGACUUUAAUUCAUACCUCAUCGUCUGUGAUUUGCGGGCCCGCGCGGAUCUUUGACAGCUGCAACCAUGGCGCUCAGCGAUGCCGAUGUUCAGAAGCAGAUCAAGCACAUGAUGGCCUUCAUUGAACAGGAGGCCAAUGAGAAGGCAGAAGAGAUUGAUGCAAAGGCAGAAGAAGAGUUCAACAUCGAGAAGGGUCGUCUGGUCCAAACUCAGAGGCUGAAGAUCAUGGAGUACUACGAGAAGAAAGAGAAGCAGAUCGAGCAGCAGAAGAAAAUUCAGAUGUCAAACCUGAUGAACCAGGCUCGACUGAAGGUGCUGAAGUCCCGGGACGAUAUGAUCUCGGAAAUGCUGAAUGAGGCCCGCCAGCGGCUCGUUAACGUCGCAAAAGACCCAGCAAAGUAUCCAGCUCUGAUGGACGGAUUGAUCUUACAGGGAUUUUAUCAGCUUCUGGAGCCCAAAGUGACGAUUCGCUGCCGUAAGCAGGACUUCCAGAUGGUACAGGCCUCCAUCCAGAGGAAUAUUCCCAUAUAUAAAGCAGCUGUGAAGAGCAACAUCGAGGUCCGCAUCGACCAGGACAACUUCAUCCCCUCUGACGUUUCUGGAGGUGUGGAGAUCUAUAAUAGUGACGGGAAGAUCAAGGUGGCGAAUACCCUGGAGAGCAGACUGGACCUCAUGGCUCAGCAGAUGAUGCCUGAAAUCCGAGUGGCUCUCUUCGGUGCCAACCCAAACCGCAAGUUUAUGGACUAAAUAGCUCUGCUGUAUUAGAAUUUAAAAAAAAAACAAAAAAAAAAAAACCCUCUCCUUUUAUUUUUUAUUUUGUCACUUGAAAGACGUCAUUCCUCUGUCUGUGAAACGAAUUUUUCCGGUGCAAAAGAGACACAUCGUUGUUGUGUGAUGUAUCGCUGUAUUUUUUCUGUGCAUUAAGGGACAUGAUGGAUGCUGCAGCUCAACAUUACAGAUGUGCACCACAGGUACUGCACAGUUGUUUACUCUGCCACUCCCCUCCGAGGGUCUCGGUUUACACUGAUUAGUCGGGGACAACGAGGAUCUGCUGAUUGGCUGGAUGUUCUAACAGGUUGUCCUCUAAUUAGAUCAUGACAAACACAGCAUCCGUGUCACAGUUCACCCCCAGUUUCAUUAACCUCUACUCCACGCCAUGUAAAUUGGGGCAUUGUGUUGCUAAUGGAUGUCUGCUCCAACCUAUUACACAGAAAAUAAAUGGCAUCCUAUAGACAAAACCGAAGACCGUACAUGACCUGAGUUAAUUUAUUGAUGCGUGUUAUUCUGUCAUGGAUUAAACGAGUGGGUGAUAUCAUUCCAGAGGGUGCACUGUAUGUAUAUGAGGUUUCCAGAUUAAAUUAUACGUAUGUGUGGUUGUUUUUGUUCUCUUCUUUGUUUUUGUUUGUGUCUCAAAUUGAAGAUGUUAUAUUGUGGAAAUGUUAAACAUAAUAAAAUAUAAAUCAUUAGUAUCA
Molecule: messenger RNA, 1571 nt
Organism: Epinephelus fuscoguttatus (brown-marbled grouper)
Lineage: Eukaryota; Metazoa; Chordata; Actinopteri; Perciformes; Serranidae
Gene: atp6v1e1b
Product: ATPase H+ transporting V1 subunit E1b
Exons: 10
Coding region: 166-846 (226 amino acids)
Biological process (GO): proton transmembrane transport
Cellular component (GO): proton-transporting two-sector ATPase complex, catalytic domain
Molecular function (GO): proton-transporting ATPase activity, rotational mechanism
Source: RefSeq, a predicted model, not a curated record